AUAAAAGCUAGAGAAGCCCAGAGCUGUUUGUGUGUUGACUCGAGUGUGUUGACUGAACACAAGAAAAAGCAACCCGAGACCUGGCACCAUGCUGAAUUGUUCUGUCUUUCGGCUUUUAAUGCUGUUCCUGUUUGCCACAGUUUCCGCAGCGGAUGUAUGCAAAGACAGUGGAAAUGAAUGCUUGCAUGGCGGCACUUGUGACACCACCGAAUCUCCAGCCGAAUGCGACUGUACCGCUACCGGUGGAUACACAGGGGACACAUGUCAGAUAGAUCCCCCACCAGCUAAAUGCACAGCCGGUGGUAAGGAAUGCUUGCAUGGCGGCACUUGUGACACCACCGAAUCUCCAGCCGAAUGCGACUGUACCGCUACCGGUGGAUACACAGGGGACACAUGUCAGAUAACUCCCCCAACAUCUAAAUGCACAGACAGUGGUAAUGAAUGCUUGCAUGGCGGCACUUGUGACACUAAGAAAUCUCCAGCCGUAUGCGACUGUACCGCUACUGGUGGAUACACAGGGGACACAUGUGAGAAUGGUGCGGUCGUUGUGAGAAUGUCAGCCUACUGUGUGAUCAUCGGACUUGCAUCGUAUUGGAUCACCACCUGGGCACACAUUGUGUGAGAUGGGCCUACUUUCAUGGACAACUAGAAAGCAUUUGAUCAUGAGAUAACAUUUGAUAUACAUGUAUGUAAUCGUAACAUAAUUAAUUAACUGUCUUAAAUCAGUUAUAUUUCUUUGAUUAAUGAUUGUUUUAGGGAAAGUUACGCGUCAAGGAUGCGCAAGAGAAUAUGAGCAUUCAGUUUACAAAUUUUCAAUCAAAAUGCUUGCAUAGGUUUGUUGUGAGUGUUUCAUUAACUAUCAGUUUGUAGAACUUGUUCCAAUUAACCCAUACUUAUAACAGGCAAUUAAGAAUAUUGAUUCUCGUUAUCACUAACUGCGAAAAUUCGUUACGGGAUAAAGUUGGUUCACUGCAGCUAAAAAGACAAAAUCUCUAAUAACAUUUCGGCCUUUGAUAACAUGUUACUGAUGACGUGGGCCUCUCUCCGAGUGACUACUGACACAGAGUAAAUGUUAUCCAACUUUCUAGCUGCAGUGGCAGUUGCAAAUUGUGUUCAAUAUCUUACAAAUGGAUUUGAUCAUGUGUAUUUCAUAGAAUUGAUUAAAGACAAGUAC
Messenger RNA from Haliotis rufescens (red abalone), 1174 nucleotides. RefSeq names its product protein crumbs homolog 2-like. Gene Ontology annotation, cellular component: protein-containing complex; plasma membrane. Lineage: Eukaryota; Metazoa; Mollusca; Gastropoda; Lepetellida; Haliotidae. Gene Ontology annotation, biological process: establishment or maintenance of epithelial cell apical/basal polarity; heterophilic cell-cell adhesion. The transcript is spliced from 6 exons. The coding region runs from base 89 to 622 and encodes 177 amino acids. The record is from RefSeq and is a predicted model, not a curated record.